AUCAUUUUUUUAGCCUGGGAUCAAAAUUUAGUAAUUACUAGGUUAAUUUUUUUUAUUAAAAAGAGUAGUGAGGGAGUUUAUUAUUGAAUUGAUGGUUGAUAUAAAUAUAGUGUAUGGGUUCGAUCACAAACUCCGUGCAUAUCUCUCAACACACUUUCUUUUUAGCUCCGUACAAAGCUGUGUUCUCGCCGGCAAAAUGCAAGCAGUGACAAACAGUCAGCGGCAGUUGCCGCCGGCGGCCAUUUUUAGCUGCCGGAGAAGUUACCGUCCCGUUUCUCCGUUUUCUGCCCGUCCGUUGCUUCAGGUCAUCACUUGCUCACUCCGAUCUCCGCCCGACACGACGAACGAGGCGAAGUUUAUUGAGAAAGCUAAAAGCGGGAAUUUGAUCCCGCUCCACAAGUGCAUCUUCUCCGACCAUUUAACUCCAGUACUCGCCUAUCGUUGUUUGGUCGGAGAAGAUGACCGUGAAACUCCGAGCUUUCUGUUCGAGUCGGUCGAGCCCGGUUCUCGAACCUCCACCGUGGGACGGUAUAGCGUGGUCGGUGCCGACCCGACAAUGGAGAUUGUGGCCAAAGAGAAAAAGGUGACGAUACUGGAUCACGAGGCCGGGAAAAUGACGGAGGUGGUGGAGGAGGAUCCGAUGACGGUGGCGAGGAGUAUUUCUGAAGAAUGGAAUCCGCGGUUAAUCAGUGACCUACCUGAUUCUUUUUGUGGUGGAUGGGUGGGAUAUUUCUCAUACGACACCGUUCGUUACGUGGAGAAGAAGAGGUUGCCGUUUUCAAAGGCACCGCCAGACGACAGGAACCUCCCUGAUAUUCAUUUGGGACUUUAUGACGACGUGAUCGUUUUUGACCACGUGGAUAAGAAGGCACAUAUUAUUCAUUGGGUGCGGUUGGAUCGUUACUCGUCAGCCUCAAAGGCUUAUCGUGAGGGCAAGAAACGACUAGACACACUUGUCUCCAAACUACAAGACACUAACUUUCCGAGACUCACGAUGGCCUCGGUGGAUUUCGACACUCGUGAGUUCGGACCCUCGCUAACCAAUGGGAGCAUGACGAGUGGAGAGUACAAGGAUGCUGUCCUACAAGCUAAGGAACACAUUCUUGCAGGGGACAUUUUUCAGAUUGUUUUGAGCCAACGUUUUGAGAGGAGGACAUUUGCUGACCCCUUUGAGGUUUAUAGGGCACUAAGGGUUGUGAACCCAAGCCCUUACAUGACUUACAUGCAGGCCAGAGGGUGCAUUUUGGUUGCUUCCAGCCCAGAAAUUCUAACCAGGGUUAAAAAGAAUAGACAGGUGGUGAACCGGCCAUUGGCGGGGACGUCUAAACGAGGGAAGACCCAUGAAGAGGAUAUAAUGUUAGAGAUGUUACUUUUGAACGACGAAAAAGAACGCGCAGAGCAUACCAUGCUUGUGGAUUUAGGGCGAAACGAUGUUGGAAAGGUGUCAAAACCUGGUUCAGUGAAUGUGGAGAGGCUUAUGGAUAUUGAGCGAUAUUCGCACGUAAUGCACAUCAGCUCAACGGUUACAGGGGAACUUCUUGAUCAUUUGACUUGUUGGGAUGCAUUGCGUGCGGCGUUGCCCGUUGGGACAGUUAGUGGGGCACCAAAGGUGAAGGCGAUGGAGCUAAUUGAUCGACUCGAAGCAACUAGAAGGGGACCUUAUAGCGGUGGAUUUGGGGGCAUUUCGUUCUUAGGAGAGAUGGACAUUGCAUUGGCUCUAAGGACAAUAGUGUUCCCUAAUGGCAGGUCCCACAACGAUACGUAUGGUAGAUCUCAAGAAUGGAUUGCCCAUCUCCAAUCCGGAGCCGGUAUUGUAGCUGAUAGCAACCCUGAUAGUGAGCACAAAGAAUGUGAAAACAAGGUUGCUGGUCUUAGCCGCGCCAUUGACUUGGCAGAAACGGCUUUUGUAAAGACAAAACCAAAGCUAUCGCCAGUCCAUUUAUACACUCCGCCACUGAAUCAUCGGCAAAGGACAACAUCAAUGUUUCUUUGAACACAAGUGGCAACUUGUGCCAUUUAUCCAUACUAUGCAAGGAUAAUAUGGUUUAGCUUGAAUCUCUUUUCCACUUUCCUACGUACCCAAAGUCGGUUGUGCAGCUUGUUUUCACAUUGUUCAUGGGUAAAUAUAGGUCAUGUAAAAUGUAACAAAUUCAUUAUUGUAAAUUCAAAAAAGGUAUACAUUAUUC
Molecule: messenger RNA, 2186 nt
Organism: Cuscuta campestris
Lineage: Eukaryota; Viridiplantae; Streptophyta; Magnoliopsida; Solanales; Convolvulaceae
Source: the annotation of a GenBank genome assembly